Messenger RNA from Odobenus rosmarus divergens (Pacific walrus), 2421 nucleotides. It is a transcript of the gene CSNK1G1, whose product is annotated as casein kinase 1, gamma 1. Gene Ontology annotation, cellular component: cytoplasm; plasma membrane; nucleus. The coding region runs from base 224 to 1603 and encodes 459 amino acids. The transcript is spliced from 12 exons. Gene Ontology annotation, biological process: signal transduction; peptidyl-serine phosphorylation; positive regulation of canonical Wnt signaling pathway. Gene Ontology annotation, molecular function: protein serine/threonine kinase activity; ATP binding. The record is from RefSeq and is a predicted model, not a curated record. NCBI's taxonomy places the organism in Eukaryota, Metazoa, Chordata, Mammalia, Carnivora, Odobenidae.
CUAGGUUACAAAAUACCCUCCUAUGCUUGAGAUCCACAGACUACAUGUCCUACAAGAACAAAUCAAUGAUUUUUCAUCUCCUGGAGAUACAUUAGAAACAUAAAUAUGGUGCCAAAAGAUCUCCUUAAUUUUCUCUGACUACGGUUUAUUUGGAUGUAGUUUUGUAUCGAAGAGAAAUAUACGGACUGAGGCUACUUGUGCAGAGACUCUGUCGUGUAGGAUCAUGGACCAUCCUAGUAGGGAGAAGGAUGAAAGACAACGGACAACUAAACCCAUGGCACAAAGGAGUACCCACUGUCCCCGACCUUCUGGCUCCUCAACAUCCUCUGGGGUUCUUAUGGUGGGACCCAACUUCAGGGUUGGCAAGAAGAUAGGGUGUGGGAACUUCGGAGAGCUCAGAUUAGGUAAAAAUCUCUACACCAAUGAGUAUGUAGCUAUCAAACUGGAACCAAUAAAAUCACGUGCUCCACAGCUUCAUUUAGAGUACAGGUUUUAUAAACAGCUCGGCAGUGCAGGUGAAGGUCUUCCACAGGUGUAUUACUUCGGACCAUGUGGGAAAUACAAUGCCAUGGUGCUGGAGCUCCUUGGCCCUAGCUUGGAGGAUUUGUUUGACCUCUGUGACCGAACUUUUACUUUGAAGACGGUGUUAAUGAUAGCCAUCCAGUUGCUUUCUCGAAUGGAAUAUGUGCACUCAAAAAAUCUCAUUUACCGAGAUGUGAAGCCAGAGAACUUCCUGAUUGGCCGACAAGGCAAUAAGAAAGAGCAUGUUAUACACAUUAUAGACUUUGGCCUGGCCAAGGAAUACAUUGACCCUGAAACCAAAAAACACAUACCUUAUAGGGAGCACAAAAGUUUAACUGGAACUGCAAGAUAUAUGUCUAUCAACACGCAUCUUGGCAAAGAGCAAAGCCGACGGGAUGAUUUGGAAGCCCUAGGCCAUAUGUUCAUGUAUUUCCUUCGAGGCAGCCUACCCUGGCAAGGACUCAAGGCUGAUACAUUAAAAGAGAGAUAUCAAAAAAUUGGUGACACCAAAAGGAAUACUCCCAUUGAAGCUCUCUGUGAAAACUUUCCAGAAGAGAUGGCAACCUACCUGCGAUAUGUCAGGCGAUUAGACUUCUUUGAAAAACCUGACUAUGAGUAUUUACGGACCCUCUUCACAGACCUCUUUGAAAGGAAAGGCUACACCUUUGACUACGCCUACGAUUGGGUCGGGAGGCCUAUUCCUACUCCAGUAGGGUCAGUUCACGUAGAUUCUGGUGCAUCUGCAAUUACUCGAGAAAGCCACACACACAGGGACCGGCCAUCACAACAGCAGCCUCUGCGAAAUCAGACUGCAUCGUCAGAGCGCCGAGGAGAGUGGGAAAUCCAGCCCAGCCGGCAGACCAAUACCUCGUACCUGACGUCUCACUUGGCUGCAGACCGCCAUGGGGGAUCAGUGCAGGUGGUUAGCUCAACCAAUGGAGAGCUGAAUGUCGAUGACCCCACGGGAGCCCACUCCAAUGCACCAAUCACAGCUCACGCCGAGGUGGAGGUAGUCGAGGAAGCUAAGUGCUGUUGUUUCUUCAAGAGGAAAAGGAAGAAGACUGCCCAGCGCCACAAGUGACCAGUGCCUCCCAGGAGUCCUCAGGCCCUCGAUUGCACCUGCAGCUCCUGCCAUUUUUCACUGGAAGGGACUCCUCUGUGGGGGAGGGUGGAGAUCCAAACCAAAAAGAAGAAAACAGAGGCCCCCAGAAGGAGCCAGUGUGGGCAGCCAGGGCCCGGGGGCGGGGGGGGGGCUGGUCAGUGGCCACCGCCACCUGCCUAAAGCUCUGAGCAGGUCCCAGAGCGGCGGCCCGUCCACUGCUUGCCCCUGCGGCUGCCUGGUUGACUCUCCUUCCUAUUGUUUACAGUGAAGGUGUCAUUCACAAAAACUCAAGGACUACUAUGCUCUUCCCUCGUGGUAGUUUACUCCUGGUUCUUGCCCCACCCUCAACCCUCUCCAGCAUAAAAGCUAGUGCAUUAAAGGCUAUGUCUGCUGAAGGAACUCCAGAGGGUGGGGGUGUGGCCAAGAAGGCAAGGGGAAGAUGGCAGGCCUGGGCGGGAGAAGAACCUUCUCCAACUACCAGGUGUGCCUGGCAGUAAGGCUCCCUCCUCCUCUGUGCCUGUGCAGCCUCCAUCCCCAGCUGGCCACGGGGUGCAGGUUCCUCCCUCCCUCCCUUCUUCCUGUGAAGUUACACUGUCGGACACAAGCUGUGAGAAAUCUGCAGUCUACUGUCCCCGCGUGUUGGCAUUCUUCGCUCUCUUGACAAGCGAACUCUGUUCUCCAGACGGUAGUAGGACAAUGCAAAUUGUUCUGAUCAAAGGAAAAAAAACUGACUUUAUUGCACUUUUAGUUGUUUUUUGUUUUGUUUUGUUUUUUAACAAAAAACACAGCAGAUGCAU